Molecule: messenger RNA, 882 nt
Organism: Fusarium oxysporum Fo47
Lineage: Eukaryota; Fungi; Ascomycota; Sordariomycetes; Hypocreales; Nectriaceae
Exons: 4
Coding region: 1-882 (293 amino acids)
Source: RefSeq, a predicted model, not a curated record
AUGAGAACUAAAGCGGCGGCCGCAGAAGAUGUCUUGGAGUCUCUAAACUCAUCUCCGAGACCAGCCCGGAAACCGGUGCCUAUCCUACCCUGUCCUCGCGAUGUUGGCCCGACAGGCUAUCAUCCGACUGGGAUUCAUGCGAGUGUAUUCCAGAACUACCUGUCUCUGUGUGGCGCUUAUUCUUCAUACCUUGGUGAGACGUACGUCCUCGUGGGGUUCUGCCAAUCCAACUUCUUCAGGCCUGACAUGAUCAAGUCUGCCUGUAUCUACAUCGGCGGGCUGCUAAUAACCGGGAUCUUGGAUGCUGUCCGCGGCAUGAGUGAUAAACCUUACUAUGAGUGGAGCGCUGUCCGUGAGCUGAAAUGGUUUCUUGACACAGCCACCAAUUCCGAGCUGUACCAGGUUGUGUAUCCGGUAGCCAUCCUCGGCAUGUUUGACGUACGAGUCUCUAUCCUGAAGCUUCUUGAAUCGUUGCAGAUGGUACGCUUUAGUUCAUAUACUGUCACUCAUCUAGCCGCAGUAGAGCGCUUCAUCAAAAGUCGCGGCGGCUUACAGAAGAUGCCUCCACCCAUGCAGGCCAUCGUGGCCAUGGCUGAUCUCCUGCAAUGCAUAUGUCUCGACACAAAGCUAGCCUUCAGCUCUGUUGGUCAGUCCCUCUUUCAUUGGCAAGCUGUCGACAAGCUCUGCGGCGACCACAAGGUGAGAUCACCACUGCUGCGAUAUGAAGACGAGGGCUUCUCGCUCGUCAGCCGCUUCAUUGAUCCUGAAAUUUCCAAAACGCUUGUGCGGAUUCUAGGCCGGACUUCUGGCGACAUUGAAUCCUUCUGCAGCCAGGAGGCCGAAAAUGGAUCCUGGAAUUGGUUGGAAGAAAUUUCAACCUGA